Messenger RNA from Schizosaccharomyces osmophilus, 567 nucleotides. It is a transcript of the gene apt1, whose product is annotated as adenine phosphoribosyltransferase (APRT) Apt1. The coding region runs from base 1 to 567 and encodes 188 amino acids. NCBI's taxonomy places the organism in Eukaryota, Fungi, Ascomycota, Schizosaccharomycetes, Schizosaccharomycetales, Schizosaccharomycetaceae. Gene Ontology annotation, molecular function: AMP binding; adenine binding; adenine phosphoribosyltransferase activity. The record is from RefSeq and is a predicted model, not a curated record. The transcript has a single exon. Gene Ontology annotation, cellular component: cytoplasm. Gene Ontology annotation, biological process: adenine salvage; AMP salvage.
AUGUCUAACGAUCGUAUUGAAUACCUCCGUUCUAAAUUGGCUCAAUAUCCCGAUUUCCCCAAGAAGGGAAUUCUUUUUGAAGAUAUUAUGCCAAUUUUCGCUGACCCUAAGGCUUUUGGCAUUCUCGUUGAUUUAUUGGUCGAACUCGUUCAAAAGCAAUUUAAAGAAAUUGAUGUCGUUGUCGGUUUGGAAGCCCGUGGCUUCCUUUUCGGCCCUACUUUGGCUUUGCGUUUGAAUUCUAGUUUCGUCCCCGUUCGUAAACCCAAUAAGCUCCCUGGUGAUUUGGCUACUAUCAGCUACAAAAAGGAGUAUGCUGAAGAUGCUUUCGCUAUGCAAAAAUCUUCCAUCAAGCCCGGUCAACGUGUCUUGAUCGUUGAUGACAUCUUAGCUACCGGUGGUACUGCUAUGGCUGCCGAUGAACUCAUUUUGCAAUUAAAUGGUAACUUGUUGGGCCAUGUUUUCUUGAUGGAACUGGGCUUCUUGGAGGGUCGCAACCGUCUUAAGGCUCCUACAUUCACUCUUUUCAGCGGUCAAACUGAGGCCCCUGAAGGCAGCAAAACUGCUUAA